GACGCUGCGCCGCCGACGGACCAAUAGAUGCGCGCCACGCGUAUCGCUUGGAGCACCGAACCCCGCCUUCUUGGGCCCCUCCCUCUCUUUCCCGUCCAGCGUUUCACUCCUAUUUCUCCAUUUCGCCGCUGCGAUUCCAUUGCGCGAUUCCCUUUCCCGAAGCGUUCCCUCGUUCUUUAGUUACAUCUGUUCCAUAAAUCUCGAAUCUUGUUCCUGUUCCAUAGAAUAGUGCGCAUUUUGUGUUGUCCUUCGGGUAAUCGACGUGGGCCGGGGAGUAGCAUGCGAGGAAGUCGCGAUUGGUCAUGAUCUAUGUUGAUCGAAGAGAGUGAUGAAACUCUCUGCACUUCUGACAUCUGCCGGCAUUAACAUUGGCGUCUGCGCUCUGCUGUUGUCGCUGUAUUCGGUGCUGAGGAAACAGCCGGGGAAUGUUAAUGUCUAUUUUGGGCGGAGGCUCGCGGAGGAGCAUGGGCGUCACCGGGACUCUUAUGUUUUGGAGAGGUUCGUUCCUUCUCCCAGCUGGAUAGUAAAGGCUUGGCAAUACACGGAAGAGGAGAUCCUGUCCGCUGCAGGCUUGGAUGCAGUUGUGUUUCUUAGGGCGAUUGUUUUCAGUAUACGGAUCUUUUCCAUAGCAGCUGUAAUAUGUGUCUUUGGCAUCCUUCCGUUGAACUAUUAUGGACAAGAAAUGCAUCAUGACCAUUUUCCUUCAGAAUCCCUAGAUGUAUAUAACAUUGGGAACGUCAUGGAAAAAUCACGGUGGCUAUGGGUCCAUUGCCUUGUUUUGUAUAUCAUAUCUUGUGCAGCUUGUACGCUACUCUACUUUGAGUACAAGAGAAUUGCUAAAAUGAGGCAGAUUCAUAUUACUCGUUCACCUGCUGAUCCUAGCCACUUCACUGUGCUUGUUCGUGGUGUUCCAAAAUCAACUGAAGAAUCACUGAACGAAACUGUUAGGCACUUCUUCACAAGAUAUCAUGGUCCGAGCUACCUAUCACAUCAAAUGGUUUUCCGGGUUGGAAAAAUCCAGAAACUUAUGAGUAAUGCAGAAAAGGUCUAUAAGAAGUUCAUGCACUGGAAUGCCACUGCUUUUGACCCAAGAAGUCGACCUAAUAUGUUCAGAUGUGGUCUUUGUGGAGCAACGUCCAAUUCUUUUGAGUUAAUUCGCAGUCAAUCUGAGAUCAGUGCCACGAAAAACAACCCCAGCCAUUCUUAUCUGCCCGAGAAGGAAUGCGCUGCUGCUUUUGUUUUUUUCAAGACUCGGUAUGCUGCUGUAGUUGCUUCAAAAGUUCUCCAGUCAUCUAAUCCUAUGUUGUGGGUCACCAAUCUUGCUCCAGAACCUCAUGAUGUGUAUUGGUCAAAUCUUUGGCUGCCAUAUCGACAGCUCUGGCUCCGUAGGAUAGCUACUCUACUGGCUAGCAUUAUAUUUAUGUUUCUAUUUCUUAUCCCAGUGACGUUUGUGCAAGGUUUAUCUCAACUAGAUCAGUUACAGCAGCGGCUCCCAUUUCUGAAAGGUAUACUGAAAAAGACCUUUGUGAACCAGAUAGUGACAGGAUACCUCCCUAGUGUCAUCUUACAGCUAUUUCUUUAUACUGUUCCUCCAACAAUGAUGCUGUUUUCAACUGUGGAAGGACCCAUUUCUCGCAGUGGAAGGAAAAAGAGUGCAUGUGCCAAAGUCCUGUACUUUACUAUCUGGAAUGUAUUCUUUGUCAAUGUUUUCUCGGGUUCUGUCAUCAACCAACUGAAUGCCAUAUCUAGCCCAAAGGACAUUCCUGCUCAGCUGGCUAAAGCUGUGCCAAGGCAGGCUACCUUUUUCAUCACGUAUGUUCUCACCUCAGGAUGGGCUAGUUUGUCCUCUGAGGUAAUGCAACUAUUUGGACUUGUAUGGAAUUUCUUAAAGAAGUAUGUCUUCAGAAUUAAGGAGGAUGACCCAGCUUCUGUUCCGUCGUUUCCCUAUCACACAGAAAUACCACGAGUUCUUCUAUUGGGACUACUUGGUUUCACCUGUUCCAUAUUGGCACCUUUAAUCCUGCCUUUCUUGCUGGUGUAUUUUCUACUUGGAUAUGUUGUCUAUCGCAAUCAGAUUAUGAAUGUUUACUGCUCAAGAUAUGAAACCGGGGGACGAAUGUGGCCUAUUGUGCACAACACAACAAUUUUCUCGCUUGUGCUGGCACAGAUAAUUGCUCUUGGAGUUUUUGGGCUUAAGGAAUCUCCUGUUGCCUCAGGAUUCAUGAUACCUCUUGUGAUCCUAACGCUGCUUUUCAAUGAGUACUGCCGGCAACGCUUUAAUCCACUGUUCAGAAAUUUCCCAGCACAGGAUUUGAUCGAGAUGGAUAAAGCGGAUGAGCAGUCUGGAAGAAUGGAACAAAUUCAUGAACAACUGCUUUCUGCUUAUUCCCAGUUCCCACCAGAGAGUCACAAUGUUUGCUUGGUGGAUGGUGAAGGCACAAGUGGAUCCAACAGAAAAGAUGAAUCAACAGAGUUGAGGAAUGAUUUGUCUCAUCCAACGCUUGUGGGGCUUCCAAUCUCUAGACUCCGACAGGUUGUUACUGCAGUUAGCAUGCUCGUGUCACUACAAAGCAAGAGUUCCCCGAUGUAAAGUGCAGUCAAUUUUUGGAGAUUGUCAUCUGAGUCAGAUUGAUGAUACUUCAGAAUCUCUGGAUGUAGCAGGUUAACUCGUAUCGCCUUCCGAAAAGCUCUUUCCAUUGUAUCUGAGCAGUCUAAUUCUGAGGUUGCAGAAGCUCGUGUUCAUCGCCACCAUCUAGUUUUGGCUUUCGGCAUAUUCGUUUGCUUGUUGAUGCCUUGUUAGCUUUUUCUUAUUUGUGACACUCUGAAACAGUCACAGUUCAGAUUACGUUUGUGUUCCUCUGGCAAAUUAAGACUGUAAGAAGAAGAGAUCUGUGGAUGCUACAAUCCAGUUAGUUUUACCUGUA
This is a messenger RNA of Musa acuminata AAA Group (dessert banana), 2924 nucleotides long. Its product is annotated as CSC1-like protein RXW8. The coding region runs from base 329 to 2590 and encodes 753 amino acids. The transcript is spliced from 12 exons. Lineage: Eukaryota; Viridiplantae; Streptophyta; Magnoliopsida; Zingiberales; Musaceae. Gene Ontology annotation, molecular function: calcium-activated cation channel activity. Gene Ontology annotation, cellular component: plasma membrane. The record is from RefSeq and is a predicted model, not a curated record.